Molecule: messenger RNA, 2562 nt
Organism: Selaginella moellendorffii
Lineage: Eukaryota; Viridiplantae; Streptophyta; Lycopodiopsida; Selaginellales; Selaginellaceae
Product: putative pentatricopeptide repeat-containing protein At3g01580
Exons: 1
Coding region: 1-2562 (853 amino acids)
Biological process (GO): RNA modification
Molecular function (GO): RNA binding; protein binding
Source: RefSeq, a predicted model, not a curated record
AUGAGCAGAAGAAAAGCUCCCGCGAGCUUUGUAGCAGCACUCAAGAGCUGCGUUGCUCUGGCUGCAAAGGAAGAAGGCGCAAAGGUUGAUGAUGGGAAACUAGUGAAGCUCAGGGCUUUGGAGAGAGGCAUUUCCAUCCACGCGCGAGCGACCUGCAGUGGCUGUGACGCAGAUGCCUUUGUCAGCUGCUCCUUGAUGGAGAUGUACGCCAAGUGUGGAAGAAUGGUGGAAGCUCGUGCCGUGUUUGACAAACUCUUGAGGUGUUCUUCCAUUCUACCUAGUGUUGUUUUGUGGACUGUGCUGAUACAAGGCUAUACUGAAAACGGCGAGCCAUGCAUUGCUCUCGACUUGUUCUCACGCAUGAAAGAGGAGAACUAUUGUCAGCCCAAUCCUCGAACGAUUGUCCCUGCGUUGAAGGCCUGCUCGCUCCUGGCAGCCGAAGAAGUUAACGUACUGGAUGAUACAGUCGAGAGGAAGAAAAGUGUGAUCAAGCGACAUUCGCUGCGUAAGGGGAUGGAAAUCCAUGCUCAAGCGCUAGAGCAGGGGUUUCAUUCGGAUAUUUUCGUAUCAAACACUCUGGUACACAUGUAUGCCAAGUGUGGGAGCAUGGUGGAUGCUCGCAGAGUGUUUGACAGGGCACUGGAUCGGUCGACCGUGUCGUGGAACAUUUUGAUGCUUGGAUACGUAGAGCACGGAGAAGCUGGCUUGGUUCUCGAGCUGUUUUCAUGCAUGGAACGAUCCGGGGCUGCUCCAAAUGCUCUCAGCUUUGUGGCUGCGUUGAAGGCUUGCACUAGUUUGGCGGACGAGGAACAAGGAACCGUGGUGGAUGGAGGCAAACUUGUCAAAGUCCGUGCUUUAGAAGAUGGCAUGGCUGUCCAUGCUCAAGCGUUGGAGGCUGGCUACUACAACUCGGACGCGUUCGUCAGCAAUGCUCUCAUCGAUAUGUACUGUAAUUGUGGGAGAAUGGUGGAGGCCAAGAGGGUGUUUGACGAGCUACAUCUCCAGCGCACUGUGGUGUCCUGGAACGCACUGAUGCUUGGCUACGUUGAAAAUGGCGAAGAAGAAUCGGCUCUACAAGCGCUGGCGAUGAUGGAAGGCUGUAAUUGCGUGCCAACAUCUCGGACUUUCCUUGCUGCUUUGAAGGCUUGCUCGGGGCUCGCAGCAAAAGAAGAAGCAGGAGAGGAAUCUGCCAAGCUCGAGAGCUUGGAGAGAGGCAUGGCUAUUCACUCGAGAGCCGAGAAGCAAGGACUUGGUGUGGACUUGUUCGUAGCGAGCACGCUUGUGGAUAUGUAUUCCAAGUGUGGCAGCAUGCUUGAUGCCCGCCGGGUUUUCGACCGGAUGGAGAAGCACAGCAGUGUGGCGUGGACGGCGCUUAUACUGGGGUAUACGGAGAAAGGUGACAGUGACUUAGCACUAGAGUUGUUUGCAUCCAUGCAACAAGAAAACUGUCCACGCGACGCACCGGCCUUUGUUGCGGCUCUCAAGGCGUGCGCUGCUAUGGCUGCGAGAGAAGAAUCAACUCCAGUGGAUCAAAAGCUCGUGAAAUCGGUGGCCUUGGAAAAGGUGGCCGAGAUUCAUCCGCAGGCCAUUGCGAGCGGCUUGAUCUCCGACCUCUACUUGGCGAGCUCCCUGGUGGACUUGUAUGCGAGCUGUGGAAGCAUGGAAGAUGCCCGCAGUGUCUACGACAAGAUGCCUCGACACGAUGUAGUGUCGUGGGCUUCUCUGGUUCUCGGUUAUGCCGAGAGUGGUCAAGCGGAGCUCGCUUUGGAACUCUUCUUUCGAACGAGAGUUGAAAGGAGUCACGAGUGCGCAUCGAAUGCCGUGAGCUUUGUAGGUGCUCUCAAGGCCUGUGGAAGUCUAACAGCUCUCGAGACUGGGAAGAGAAGAGUCCAUGGUGACUUGUGCAGGAGCGGGCUGGAGCUAGAGAGCACGGUGGUUGCAAACUCUCUCGUAGAUUUCUAUGGCAAGUGUGCUUGCCUGAUCCAGUCGCAGCAUAUGUUCGAUUCCAUCGUGAGAAAGGAUGCAGCGAGCUGGACUUCACUGUUAGCCGGAUACUGUCGGCAAGGCAACGUUUCUCGGGCACUGGAGCUCUUUCACGCGAUGCAGCACGAAGAUGGCUUGCGUCCAACACCUGUAACAUUUACGUGCCUUCUCACGGCUUGCAGCCACGCCGGGCUCGUCGACCAGGGGAAGAAGUUGUUCCAACUCAUGUUGUCCAAGUAUGGAGUGAGGCCGACUCUCGAGCACUACCACUGCCUGGCGGACUUGCUUGGCAGGGCCAACCGGGUAGCCGAAGCAGUGACGCUACUGGAGACAAUGCCAUACUCGCCGACUGCUGUGUCGUGGAGGACAAUGCUAAGUGCCUGCCGGAAGUGGGACAACAUUGAGUUGGGAAAGAGAGCAUACGAAUCCCUGAUGGAUUUGAGCGUCAAGGACACAGCAGGCUAUUCCCUCAUCAGGAACCUGUAUGGAAGUACCGCAACAGAAAACCAUCAGAUCAUACCGGAUGAGAGUCAUGCUUACCAAGCGAAGCUUUUUGAUCUUCAAGUACGUAGUGCUUAG